UCUAUGCAUAAAAUAAUUCGAAAUCAAGAUUUCCUUUAACAUGAAAUACGAUUUAUAUUAUCAUAACAACCAGGUGUUAGAUCUUAGCAGAAAUAUAUUUUUAUAUCGAACAAGAUUGCUAAAAUGAGAGAUUAUAUUUUAAAAAGAAAAAAUAUAAAAUGUCGGAAGAGUGGUACCUACAGUCGAUUAGUUCAGCGAUACAAAAGUAAUAAAGUAUCUGCUGGUAAUAAAAAUUCUUCCCAGAAUGUUCACAUUGAGCGUGGCGGCGAAACAUUUCUACCCGAAAUCCAGGCCGAUGAUGUAUCCAAUAUCGUACCUGUCGAUGAAAAUAAAAUUUCACAGGAAAUUUCCGAUUGGGAUCAGGAAGCCUCCGAAAACUGUAAGAUACUGUUGUUAUACUAUAUGCUUAAAUUACAGUCCUAUUUUUUUAGCUGGCAGCACAAGACUAGUUGACAAAAUUCGAAACUGGUCUACCGAAUUCCAUAUUACCCACGCUGCUUUGAACUCCCUUGUAGGAAUUCUGAACUCUGACUUACAUUUAAAUCUUCCAAGCGACGCCCGCACCAUUUUGAGGACACCCAGAAAUCUGAGCAUAAUCAGUAUGGGAAAUGGUGGAAAGUAUUGGCAUCAGGGUGUUGAGAGCUGCCUGCGCAAAGCAUUGACUUCAAUUAAUAAGCCCUCAUCAAUAUCGCUCAACAUCAACGUAGACGGUCUGCCAAUCCAUAAGAGCAGUUCAAAGAACUUUUGGCCGAUACUUUGCAACAUCCAUGAACUGCCGCAAGUUGCCCCAAUGGCAAUCGGAAUUUACUAUGGGACCAGUAAGCCAAAAAGUGCUUCUGAAUUCCUUAACCCGCUCAUUGACGAGCUGUUGCCAAUUCUAGAGGGAGGCAUGAUGAUAAAUGGUUACCAAGUUGCGGUCAGCAUAAGGUGUUUUGUGUGCGAUUCGCCCGCACGAUCAUUUAUUAAGGGAGUACUAAAUUACAACGGUAAGCAUGGCUGCCUGAAGUGCACUACAAAAGGGAAAUAUUGUCAUUCAGCUGGAACAGUAGUAUUUCCUGACCAUAAUGCACAACCUCGAACGAACGAAAAAUUUCGGAACAAUGAGUAUCCUGAACAUCAGCUGAGUGAGACACCAUUGAUCCGGUUACCCAUCGACAUGAUAGAAGAUGUUAUCGUCGCCGACGCACUUCAUCUACUGGAACUUGGUGUAAUGCGUAAGCUAUUGAAUGGAUGGCGCACAGGUUCAAUGACGAAGCGAGCAAAGUGGAGCACUGCAGAAAAAACUGAAAUUUCAAUUUUUUUGGUGCAGAUUCGUUUCCCCAAAGAAAUUCAUCGGCGAAUGCGAUCGUUGGACUUUGUGUCUCUGUGGAAAGGAUUAGAAUACCGGAAUUUUUUAAAUUAUGUUGGCUUCAUUCUUCUCAAGGACCAUCUGUCCGAAAAAUUUUAUGAACACUUUCUCAAAUUGUUUUGUGCAGUUAGGAUCUGCUCGGUAGAAACUCAUAAAAGUUUACUUCCGGUAGCCCGAGAAUUAUUCAAUGAUUUCAUUGAUGAAUACAAAGCUCUAUACGGCAUAGAGUAUUUGACUAGCAAUAUUCAUAACCUCUGCCACAUCGUGGAUGAGGUGGAAAGAUUCGGACCUUUGUUCACACUGUCUGCUUAUCCUUUCGAGAACUACCUCCAUUCACUCAAGAAAAUGCUACGUUCAGGGCCACUACCUCUAAACCAAAUUGCAAAUCGUCUAACAGAACUAGACAAACUAUUCAAUCAGUUGAAAAGACGGAAAAGAAAACAACAAUCUCUUUAA
Messenger RNA from Uranotaenia lowii, 1804 nucleotides. RefSeq lists its product as uncharacterized. The transcript has 2 exons. Lineage: Eukaryota; Metazoa; Arthropoda; Insecta; Diptera; Culicidae. The record is from RefSeq and is a predicted model, not a curated record. Bases 245 to 1804 code for a protein of 519 amino acids.